Messenger RNA from Symbiodinium natans, 708 nucleotides. Lineage: Eukaryota; Dinophyceae; Suessiales; Symbiodiniaceae. The record is from the annotation of a GenBank genome assembly.
AUGGCGGGAAGUGAUUUGGGAGCGCUGGGUCUGGAAGUUUCUUCGCCCGUGUGGGUUCGUGUCGACGGAGAUGAGGUCUGGAAAGGCGGCGUUGUGAAGGGCCUUGAUGAUGAGGGCGACCUCAUUGUCGAGGUUCGAGGUCCGGGCGCCCGGCCGCGCUGGGAGGAGGUGGUGGUCAGUAUCGAGCAGCAGCCGCCUGAGUUCUGCAAGAGAAACCCCGAGCUGCUCAAGGCUGAUCGGGCCGCGGCGGUCGAUGACCUGAGCUUGCUGUCUCUGUUGAAUGAGCCAGAGUUGCUCCACGCCAUCGAGAGCCGCUUCGCCCGGGAUGUCAUCUACACCAACACUGGCCCGGUGCUGCUGGCCGUGAAUCCCUUUCGAUCGCUGCCUCGGCUCUACGACUCGCACUCCCUGAACCACUUCCUCUUGACCGAGGAUACGGAUGAGCGCUUGCCGCCACACGUCUACAGGACCUCGUGGCAGGCCUACCAGUUUAUCAAGACCACCGGCGCCCCGCAGACGAUCCUCGUCUCUGGGGAGAGCGGGUCCGGCAAGACGGAGACCACGAAGUUCGUGAUGCGCUACCUGGCCCUCGCUGGCUCUGGAGGCUCUGAGGCCGCGCUGUCCGUGGUGGAGCGCCAGGCGGAAGCCUCUCUCUACCAGCAGAAGACCCCCUGGAAUUUUCGGAAGCCCCAGCCCCACGCCCCGUAA